Molecule: messenger RNA, 633 nt
Organism: Drosophila takahashii
Lineage: Eukaryota; Metazoa; Arthropoda; Insecta; Diptera; Drosophilidae
Gene: RpLP1
Product: Ribosomal protein LP1
Biological process (GO): cytoplasmic translation; translational elongation
Cellular component (GO): cytosolic large ribosomal subunit; ribosome
Molecular function (GO): structural constituent of ribosome; ribonucleoprotein complex binding; protein kinase activator activity
Source: RefSeq, a predicted model, not a curated record
CAUCUCUAUUUUUCCCUCUUUCCUGUUUAGGAUUUUGACCGAACGCGUGCUUGUUCUCGUCCGAGCUAAGGCCAUUUGUUAUAAACAAUUAAUUUUUGGCAACUUGCACAAACAGUGAUUAACCACAGCACUCCAACAUGUCCACCAAAGCCGAGCUCGCCUGCGUCUACGCUUCCCUCAUCCUGGUCGAUGACGAUGUUGCCGUCACUGGCGAGAAGAUCAACACCAUCCUGAAGGCCGCCAACGUCGAGGUGGAGCCCUACUGGCCCGGCCUCUUCGCCAAGGCCCUGGAGGGCAUCAACGUCAAGGACCUGAUCACCAACAUCGGAUCCGGAGUCGGUGCCGCCCCCGCCGGAGGCGCUGCCCCCGCUGCCGCCGCCGCCGCUCCAGCCGCCGAGUCGAAGAAGGAGGACAAGAAGAAGGAGGAGGAGUCCGACCAGUCCGACGACGACAUGGGCUUCGGUCUGUUCGACUAAGCGUCCUCUAGAGACUCAUCUGCCGCCCGACAACCUAACAUCCGUUGUGUGUUUGUGCUCUAAUCCUCGAGAGAGGCGAACGUGCGCCGUGUUUCCCGACCUGCGUACACGUUUUAAUGUACAAAUUCGAGGAAAUAUAGAAGACGUUUGCUAGAAA